AUGACCUAGUUCGUUACAGUGCAGAGAUCCAUGGCUCUGUGGAGAGCUCGCGCAGCUUCGUCUGCGUUUUCCAGAAUCGGCAACCUCAACCUCCUGAAGCCAUUCUCAUUCCUCAACAAUGCUUCUCGCAAUUUCUCUUUAGGUUCUGCAAAUGCAAAUUCUCAUAGCGCACAUGAGAGAAUGGUGAAUCAAAUGAUGUUUUCUGACAUAAAUGCACAAAUUGGGAGUUGCAUGCCGCUUAGAGCUAUGCGAAUUGGGACAAUCAUUCAUAACAUUGAGAUGAACCCAGGGCAAGGUGGCAAACUGGUCCGAUCAGCUGGGACUUGUGCAAAGAUAUUGAAAGACCCUUCAUCGAGAUAUGUCUUAAUUGAACUUCCUUCAAAGAAGACAAAGUUGAUUGAUUCUCGUUGCAGGGCUACAAUAGGUAGAGUGUCUAAUCCAACCCACGGAGAUCGGGAGCUUAGGAAGGCUGGGCAGAGCCGGUGGCUCGGUCGAAGGCCUGUAGUUCGAGGAGUGGCGAUGAAUCCCGUAGACCAUCCUCAUGGUGGAGGAGAGGGCAAGAGCAAGAGUAGUGGAAAAUAUGGGAGAGUCUCUGUUUCUCCUUGGGGCAAACCAACCAAGAGUGGAUACAAAACUGGCCCACUGAAGCGCAGAAGGUAGCCUGAGACAUUCUUCCAUUGGUUAGUUUGAGCUCUUCUGUGUGAUGUUAGUAAUAAUUGCUGUAACAUUUAUGCAUGUUAUAAGAUUCCCCUGUCUAAAUGAUGAAUUCAGAAGCUCCAGUCAUUCUGUGGAUUGUAUAUUGGAGUAAGUUUUGUCAUUGCAAGUUAAUUGGUUUUCCAUUUUCUUUCUACUACAUGACACAUGUGAGGGUUUAAUUUAUAAACCCCUUAUGUUCACAGUAUGAAUUUGGGGCCAUCAUUGGCCACCGUUUCUAAACCAAGAUCUUUAUAGCAAUUUAGUGUUGAGAUAUAUGGGUAAUUAAUUGGACGAAUUUUCCCUGCGUGUACAAA
Neltuma alba is the source of this 1010-nucleotide messenger RNA. Its product is annotated as 60S ribosomal protein L2, mitochondrial. Gene Ontology annotation, biological process: mitochondrial translation. The record is from RefSeq and is a predicted model, not a curated record. The coding region runs from base 31 to 660 and encodes 209 amino acids. NCBI's taxonomy places the organism in Eukaryota, Viridiplantae, Streptophyta, Magnoliopsida, Fabales, Fabaceae. The transcript has 2 exons. Gene Ontology annotation, molecular function: transferase activity; structural constituent of ribosome; RNA binding. Gene Ontology annotation, cellular component: ribosome; mitochondrial large ribosomal subunit.